Racocetra persica is the source of this 1023-nucleotide messenger RNA. Lineage: Eukaryota; Fungi; Glomeromycota; Glomeromycetes; Diversisporales; Gigasporaceae. The record is from the annotation of a GenBank genome assembly.
AUGUCCUACAUAACAAAAUCUUCAAAAGACGCAAAAUUUUCAGACAAUUAUAACGAAAUAAUUAAGAAUUUAAGCCUAAUUUUAGAUGCCAAUGAAACCGAUGAAACUAAAAAGAAAACCAAAGUUGAGGAAAAAAAAGAAGCGAGCAACAUUAUUCCUCUAUUAACCGGAGAACCGGAACUAAUCCUUGACGAGAACCAAACCUUCCAAACUACGGAAGAACAAGCAAUCCAAUUAUUAGCCCGAGUAAUUUAUGAACUAGGCAAGAUUGAUAAGGCUGAUUUAAUAAAUGCCAUUGAAGCGAUGAAUAAAGAUUUAACCAUCAAAACUUGGGAUUUACCGCAAACUUACACCCAAGAACAGGCUAUAGGAACUAAUACUCCACGCUCAAACAUUUUAGAUUUUGACCAGCCGACAAAACCAAAACCACUCUUUACAAAUCCACCAAACAAAAAGGAGGCAGAUGAUGAAGAAGGGGUGGAAAAAUUGGAAGAAGAUUUAGAUACCAAAAAAAUGGCCGCAUGCUUCCGGGCUGGCCAAUUAGAUAAAGAAAUCUCUGAUGGCCAAAAAGAAAUAGAUGAUAAGCAAAAGGAAAUUGAUGGUAAAGAUGCUGAAAUAAAGACUUUAGUGGGGGAAAUUUUGAGUAAAAAACGAGAAAAGUUGAAUUCUUAUAAUAUUGCUAAAGGAUUUGCUAAAACUACUAGCGAGGACAAUAGACGUGAUAUAAUGGAAUUACUUGACCUGAACCAAUUACUUUUAGAAAUCAGAUAUUUAGAAAAUGAUGGAGAUGCUACUUCCAUAAGCACAGUAGACGCUGAAAAUACCGCCCUAACUGAAAUAGAAACCAUUUUAGCAGAGGCGGGCUAUAGUGGAGGACAAACUACUUACUUAGUCUUGCAAUUCCGCAGUUUAGCCUAUAUCGAUGGUGGGGAUGGUAGGUAUGACAUUCAACAGGCUAUUAGCCGCAUAAAAGCUGGUAAAUACACAGAUAAAGAUGGAAAAGAGGAAAAUGUUUCCAGUUGA